This is a messenger RNA of Plasmodium gallinaceum, 1290 nucleotides long. RefSeq names its product golgi organization and biogenesis factor, putative. The coding region runs from base 1 to 1290 and encodes 429 amino acids. Gene Ontology annotation, cellular component: eukaryotic translation initiation factor 3 complex. The record is from RefSeq and is a predicted model, not a curated record. NCBI's taxonomy places the organism in Eukaryota, Apicomplexa, Aconoidasida, Haemosporida, Plasmodiidae. The transcript has a single exon. Gene Ontology annotation, biological process: cytoplasmic translational initiation.
AUGUCAGUUUAUAUUCAGCUAACACAUGAUAUAUCGGGAACAGUUACUGCAGUAACUAUUGGAGAUUGGAUACUUGGGAUAUUAAAGCAAAAAAAUAUUCAAGAAUAUGAAGUUUUUUUUAAAAAAUUUUUAAAUAUAUAUCAAAAACAAGAUAAAGAAUCAGAAAGUAAUAAUAGAUCCGAAAUAUUUUCCUUAUUAUUAUCAGCUAGUGAUUUUGUAUUUGAAACCCUCGUUGAAACAAAAAAAAAUAAUAAAAUUAAAGUUAUAAUUGACAAUAAAGAAAGUGUAAAGAGUUUUAAUGAAUUUUAUAAGGAAGUAGAAGAAUAUUUUGUUAUCUUAAUAUCUAUUUUACAGCUGGAAUUUAAAAGUGUAGAAGAUUUAAAUAAUGCAACAAAUAAUUUUAUUAAGGCUAUAAAAAAUUAUAAUGUAUUUCCUGAAUUAAGAUUAAAAAUUUUACAAUUAUUAUACAAUUCUUUUAGUGUUAAUUUUUCUUUUAGAUUUCCUACUUUUAUAGCAAUUUUACAAUUUUCUUCACAGAAUAAUAUUUUUCAUAAUAUUCUGCCAUACAUUAAAUUUAUUGAUCAAUGGAUAAAAGAAUGGAAUAUUAGUUCAAGAGAAAAAAGACAAAUUUAUUUAAUAAUUGCUCAAGAGUUAAAAAAGUUAAAAAAAUAUGAAGAUUCAUUUAAACAUUUAAAAAAACAUAUUUAUUAUUUUCAAAAAGAAAGUGAAGAAAUUUUAAAUCAUCCAAACACAAUUAAUGCAAGUGUUGAAUUAAUAGUUGAUUCUAUUAAUUUAAACAGUAAUAUUUAUUUUCAUGAAAUUUUAAAUUUAGAUGCUAUACAAAAUUUACAGAAUAUAAAAGAACAUCAACCACUUUUUGAAUUAUUAGUUAUUUUUUAUAAAUAUGGUAUUCAUGAAUUCUUAACAUUUAAGAAUACAUAUGGUGUUGAUUUUUUUGAAAAAUAUAACAUUAAUUUGGAAGCUUGUGAAAACAAAAUUUAUUUAUUAUCUAUCAUAUCUUUAUUUAAAGACAUUAAAAUUCAAAAUAUUCAAUACAUUUCGGAAAAACUAAAUAUAACCCCUCUAAAAAUUGAACAAAUACUUGUUGCAGCUAUUGGAAGUGGUGUUAUUGAUGCGAAAAUUGAUCAAAUAAACAAAACAAUUCAGAUGAAAACGACCAUAUUAAGGCAUUUCGAUGAUACUCACUGGGAACUGUUAAACAAUCAAAUUAAUAAAUAUAUAAAUAACGUUCAAAAAAUCUUAGAUUUAACUAGUCAAACUAAAAUAUGA